GCUUGAGUGUGCGAAUACAGAAAAAAUGAAGCUGAAAAGACGUGGAGCACGCACUAAAGGAAGCCCCAUGCAUGUGGGAAAUCCAGGAACUAGGUGAGGGUGAAGCUCAACGUGGACAUGCAACCCGGAGCCUUUGGAUGGUUUCGAUCCUAAUCGUUCUGACCCAGGACCUGGUCGUCUUAGUCCAGUCAGCAAGUAACAGUAGCGUACACAUGUGUCGCUUGGUGCUGUGCCUGAUGUUCUACUUGCUCUCUAGUGGAGUUACGCAAAGUCUUCUGAGCUAGUAGCCGACCCGCAUCGACCCUGGUUUCGUCUAAUGAUUUCCC
This is a messenger RNA of Paraphaeosphaeria sporulosa, 326 nucleotides long. RefSeq lists its product as uncharacterized. The transcript has a single exon. Bases 72 to 284 code for a protein of 70 amino acids. NCBI's taxonomy places the organism in Eukaryota, Fungi, Ascomycota, Dothideomycetes, Pleosporales, Didymosphaeriaceae. The record is from RefSeq and is a predicted model, not a curated record.